Molecule: messenger RNA, 4399 nt
Organism: Dreissena polymorpha
Lineage: Eukaryota; Metazoa; Mollusca; Bivalvia; Myida; Dreissenidae
Exons: 16
Coding region: 532-3387 (951 amino acids)
Source: RefSeq, a predicted model, not a curated record
UGUCUACGUGAAAUAGAAGAGUUUAAAUCCAGGCUAUAACUUGCGUGUCAGGUUUGUUGUAACAACCUUAAGACAAGCUUUAUUUUCUAAAAUUAAGAUUAGACGGUGUAACGUUUUCACUUGGUAAAACGAACUAUGUCAUGGUAAAAUCUCCGAACAGAACAUAAAGGUUGUUUGAAAAAAGAGGACAAUAUUCUGAAAAAUGUUUUGGAAGUUAUUUGAAAGUAUGUCAUUCGUGAUAUUCAAUGGUCAUUAUACAACGUUGUCGUGGACGAAAAAAGUGGGAGCGUCACUGGAAAUUGUACGUGUAAACACGUAGUGUUGUCAAGUGUCAUUAACAUGGCAUUAACAAGAGUAUCUUGUUUUUCACUUCAAUGGAGUAAUUGGGCUGUUUUGACGUUGUUAUUCUUUUCUUAAAUUCAAAAUAUGACAACUAUGACUGUUAACUAAGUUUGAUAGAUUGUAGGAGGUACCAUUUGAAAUAUCCAUCAACAAUAAAAUUCAAACUUGUUAACUACAUACACCCAACAAAUGGCUACAAACAAGGAUAUGGGAUUUCAUAACUGGGUAAAGGCCUGUUUGGCUAUCAAAUGUGUAAGGAAUGUGAUAAUUCUAUUAGUUGAAAAACACUGCAAGGAACAUUAUUCAAAUAACACUGAUCAGGUUCUGAAAGUAUGCGGGCUACCCAUAUAUUCAUGUAACCAGUGUGACGUAACAGAGCUGGAGCCUUACCACAAACGUUCACGCACACAAUGUGGAUACAAAAAAUGUGCUUGCAAGGGGAAGAACAUGAAGCCUUGUACGGAAAACCUUGCAUGUGGAGUGAUAUAUGACCAAAUCAAGGCUGCCCAUACGAACAGUGAUCCAAGUUGGUCAAACACAAAUUGUGACAAGUGGUCAAGCAGUGCAUGGGAACAGAUGAAAUGCUACAUCUCUACCCCCGGCUAUAAAGAGAAAGCGGAUAUAUCUUGUUCUGAUUUGACAGCUCUAAUUCAAAUUUGUCUAAACUACAUACCUUUAAGGACAUUGUUCAACCAGAAUAUAUUCGACCUUGAUGAGGUGCGGAGGUACAGAAAUGACAUCUACCAUUCAAGCACAAUGGAACUGGCAAACGAUCAGCUGAAAUAUUUCCUGUCAACCAUGAACAAUUUUUUGAGGUUAAGUUUCUUUCAAGACUUCAAAGCUGAAGUCGACUGCGAGUUGGAUAAACUGUCCAAGUUGGAAAACGACGAGUUUGAUGUAUCCAUAGAAAAUGAAAUAGCUGCAAGAAAAGAUGCUUUGGACGGAAUUCAGGAAUCGAUGGCGGAUAUGCUAGGAAGUUUUUCACAAAUGAAGGACCAACUGGAAGAAAUAAAUAAACGCACAGCAGACCAGUGUUCGGAAAAUCGAGAAAUAAAAUGCCAUUUGUCUGCGCAGACAAAAAAUAUAGAAUCGAUACAAGAGACGCAAGAAUCGAUGAGUGAGUCGAUGUCUCAUUUGCAAACCAAUCUUAGGGAAUCCAUCGAAAAGACGGAUUCACGGUAUGGUGAACUACUAGCAAGUAAUGGAUUAAUACUAGCAAGAAUAGAUCAGUUAUAUGAAUUAUUUCAAAAGCAAAAUCCUGACGUAAAAGAAUCUCUGCAAACAGAUAUCGUCACAAAGAUAAUUGUUAAGCCAACAAAUGCAGAAGCAGGGAACACUGUUUCAGAAGAAAUGUGCACAGCUGGUAAUGAGAUAAUAAACAGUUUCGACGGAGAUUCAACCGAUGAUCCCAUGAAACAACGUUUAAAAGAUGUCGUCGAACAGAUUCAGGAAGACAGCAACAAAGUGACUGCCUUUAAACAAAAAUGCUUGGAAAUUUACGUUUCGUCUCCAACAGUACACAGUUGGGUGACAUUGAACAGGGCAUGUUUUGAUGGUACCAUAGAAAAAGCUUUCCUACCGUUGCAAACAUAUCUGAGAACACGUCAUGGGUGUGGUAAUCUUACCUUAACUAUUCAAUUAGAUCAAGAAUGCUUCAACAAAUGUGCAAACACUAUCAUAAGCAACCUCAAUCAAAUGUUAAACAAUCAACAAACUGAGGUUCACCCAUACAAAGUCAUGGAGAAUGAACGAAAAGAGGAGACACAUAAAACAGCACAAACAGGCAACUGCAGCGAACUUAUUAAUGAUACAGUCACAAAAACACCUGUAGUGAACAUGGAAGUAACUACUCUGUGCGCCGAAAUACAACCAUAUGUGAUCAAGCCCCUUUUUGCAAGUUGCGAAGAGACAAAAGAUUUUUCAAUCGGAAGUGACGAACUAGCAAACGCUCGUGCACGUGCAGACUCCUACAAUAUCGGAAAUAAUCAAGCUGAUGCAACUGAAAUGACAGACGAACAAAAGAUGACAAAUGAAGCACUUCUUAGGGAAAUUGCAGAUUUGUGCAAACGAGAAGACAGAAAGACACCUGAGGUUAUUUUACUUCUUGGAAGCACUGGUGUAGGAAAAAGUUCGAUGGUUAACACAAUCAUCAAGGCCUUGACCGGAAAAUAUUUCUACAAAGCUAAGUCUGGCAGAGGACGUGUAGGCUCAGUUACGCUUACGUUUGAUUGGUUUGACCACUGUGGUAUUGCAAAGUGUGAUUUACAGAGUUUGCAACAAGAGGUCCUUGGAGAUUGCUGGCAACAGUUACCAAACAUUAUUGACGCGGGUGGAAUGGGAGUCCAGGAUUCACCAGAUAUUCAAGAAAUAUUGGAGGUGGUUUUGGGAGGAUUGAUUCCACCUGAAACAUCUAUAACGCAUUUACAAAAGCUUCAGAGGGAUAAUUAUGUUGGGUAUUUGAGAGAUAUAUACAUUAAUUGUCGCAAGGAAUGGAAGGUUUCGAAAGUCGUGUUUGUCGCAACUUGCAGUGAAAUGCUUCCAACUGGUUUGAUAGAUGUUCUUCAAAGAAUCUUGAAAAUUGUUGAUCCAAAGACUGGAUUUCUGCAAUACGAUGCUGACGUAUUCAUAGUCAUCACCAAAUGUGAUUUGGUUCAGGGAAUGAAGACGGUCCCGAGGACAGUAUCUAAAGAAAAGGGGACAGAAACAAUAACAGCGGCUCAGUUCAAGAAAAUAGAAGAAGAGGUUGCCAAUGCGUUCAAUAUCGAAGGAGUUCAAAAGCACACCAGUAUUCGCUGGAUGAGCUAUGUCGGUGAUAACGAGGAUGAUCCUUAUAUUGACAAUAUCGCCCUGGAGUUUAUCAAGCAGAUGAUGCAACCAAAGCGACAGAAGAUUCGAAUUAAACUUGAUACAAUGCCAUUGAUAAUGAGAUUAAAACUAAAGCUAAAAAAGUUUAAGAGGCAUUUUUACGAAAUAUGUGCAUUGAUUGUUUGCAUAAUUGCAGUGGUUUAUGUCGUCAAUGCUAUAUCUCGUCCAUUGAAGAUUUAAGCUCCAGCGUCUAACUGACUUUGAAAAGGACUUCAUUCACGUUCAGAGACAUUUUUGUUGUUGAUUCAAAGUGCGUGAAUGUUUACAAAAUAUCCAAAUAGUUAACAUAAGAUAACAUAUACAUUCUAUUACUUAGUAUGUACACAAUACUUUCACACAUGUCGGAAUAGCACUUCCAAGCUGUUUGUAAGAAGGUUUAGCAUCCAUGUCAUUCAUACAAACAUCAAUAUUGUGUUUCCUUAAAAUGUCUUUGUAUAACCAUCUACGGCGAGCAAAAAUUACUUAUAAGUACCGGGUUAAGUUCAUUAACCUAAGCUGUCAACAAUGUCAACUAUGCAAUUUGAGCUCUUAGUUAUACCCGUAACAAACUCGGCCCAUGUGUUUGAAUACCAGAAAUGGCAUAUGAUUAUGUACCUGUUUAAAUAAUCCAAAAAAUAAUUCUGAAAUUCCCUCAAAAAUGUUUGUUUCCACUAAUCAAACGGACCAUAAUUUGUUAGUACUGAUCCUAAAUUCGUGUUUGCUUUACCAGAUCAUAAUUAUUUUGCCUUGUGGAAAUAGCCCAUCUUUGGCCAACUCAAACAGGCCAUAAAGUGCAUGUUCUUUAUCAUGACCCUAACAUCCAGUUUAAAGGCGUCUUUAUUAAUCAAAUCAAUGCUUUUACACUUGCAAUCUACUGAAACAUGACUUUUAACACUCAGUUGCGGAAAUAGUAUGCGUUCAUGCUUUGAUAAAUAAAUGAAUUGUUUUUGUAUGACUUUAGAGAUUUCUAGGACGUAAAUUGCAUCAUAUAUUUGGUCCGAAAGAUGUAUGGUAAUCUUAUUGUAUAUUUUAAAAUAACCAAACUGAGAAGCUGAUAUUGCAAAUAAAAAAGUUCUAAAUCAAAUAUAACUUCUUAUCAAUUAGUCACAAAUAUAAUAACCUCCUUUAAAAAAUAUUCUUCAUUUAUUGAAAUAAACGGUUUUAUGAUUCUGUGUCUUUUUAAUAAAGACUGUAAUUUCUGACAACUACAUGU